This is a messenger RNA of Fulvia fulva, 2130 nucleotides long. RefSeq lists its product as uncharacterized. NCBI's taxonomy places the organism in Eukaryota, Fungi, Ascomycota, Dothideomycetes, Mycosphaerellales, Mycosphaerellaceae. The record is from RefSeq and is a predicted model, not a curated record. The coding region runs from base 1 to 2130 and encodes 709 amino acids. The transcript has 5 exons.
AUGGUACUUGGACUUGCGUGUACCGUCCUAUUCUUUCCCACCAUAGUGCUUGGUACUGUACCAACAGUUACCCUGGGCCCACCUUCCAACUAUGCGGUAGCGCCAGCAGAGACGGCGGUUCCGACUGGCAGUGAACUAGUCAUAACUCCAACAGACCUCAGGAAAGGUGUUACAGCUCAGGGUGUCGAUGUCUUUCUGGGACCUGGUCUCCGCGAUGCACUGGCCGGACCUCUGGCGGGUACCUGUGCCAAGACAUUUGACAAGGGCUGUGUAGAUGCAUUGGCAGAGAAGGUCAACAUACGCCAGGCAUUGGUGUCUCGAUCUCCUGGCUUUGCCAUCGCAGUCCUUUCGUCUGCCAUCCCUGCUCUAAUUGCUCUGUUGGUACAGCAGCGACUGGAGCAAAGUAAAGGCCAGCAGACGUUGGACACUCAUUACCACAUCCCUGCUUCGAACGUGUCGCAGCUGCAAUCACAGACAGCAACCUCAAUAGUUUUCGAGACUUCCCCCGGCGCAUUGAUCACAGUAACACCUACCACUGUUCCGACACCAGCGCCAACACCGGCCACUGUAACGACUCUAGCUGCUGAUGCACAGGGACACCACAAAGAGGACCUGCUGCUGUCGCUGCCACCUCAAGCUGCUGACCUCUUGAAGCAGCUUAUCAACCAGAGCGGCCAGUGCUCAAGUGCUGGUCGCAGGGGCCGCCUGCGUCUCCGUGGCAAAGGGCCCGAUCUGUACCUUUUUACCAAUGUCGCGAUCUGGGUUCUGCCCAAUGCAGCGCCACAUCAGUUGCUGAACGGAUUUGAUCUUCAAGGGAUCCCACAGCAGCUCGUUCACUAUCGAGAUGCUGCGAUUCAGGAAGCUCUGGAGUCUGUGCAGGCCGCUGCCACUAAAGUUCCGGAGUUCGCUGGUGCCGCUAUUGAGAUCACCAAGACAGUGGCCAGCUAUGUAUUUGCUGCAGCUUAUGGCAUCUGUAUCGACCACGUUGCCGAGCUUGAGCAGCUUGCUAUAGAUAACUCGCUUGUGUCAGAAGACCCAGGGAGCGAGGAUGAGUAUAACGAUGAGAAAUGUGCUACGGACAUCGCGGAUGCUUCCCUUUGCAUCGAUGUAGAUUGUCAAGGCUUGCAUGGCUCCUGCCAGCAGUUGAGCGUACUGCGAUGGAGUAUUCCACGAGACGUUGCUGACGUUGAGCAGGAAGCCACGAAAGGCUGUACAUGCUUGGAGAAGGCGCAAGUCUUCUCACAGAAAGGCACUAGACAAGACUGGGACACUGCUCAGAAGAUCAUCAAAUCAUUGAUCACAGGGAGCUUUGAUCGCACUGAACAAGGACAGCCUGGGGAGCUUAGAUGUGCUACAGACAAGCGAGUGAAUUUAGAGAGCGCUGACUUCAAGAAGCUCAACACUGCUUUCUGCAAGAAUGUGAAUCUUUCGAAAGAAGCGGGCAGCGCAAUCACACCAACCGAAGCUGGUACCCGUGGUCCAUACCCUGGGUACCAGUUCACCUUCGAGUGGAAACCAAAGGCUACCAGUUGCACGACUUCAUGCGAUGACAUUUUCGGAGCUUUCCUUGGCUCUACGACAUGUAGCUAUGACAGCCACACGUUCGCGGCAUCCGGCUCUCGGGACCUUGCCUGCGGCACAGCCUCCUUCCGCUUCAACGAUGGAAAGACCGAUUCAACAGAUGACCUGACAUGUCGACAGUAUACGGACAUGGGUAAUCCAAAUCACUAUGACUCGCUCGAGACGAUGAACCAGGCUGCCGAUGCGUUCUGCCAGCAACAAGCUGACCGGAAGACCAAGUUCGAGCCUAGCAAGGUCGCACCGAACACAUACUGGCACUACAACGACAACCGCAACGACCCAGUGUACGUAAUGGCGGGAUGGAACGACGCUCUGAAAUGCGAUGCCUUCGAUUUCUCCUCGUCGUCAGGCAUUGAAACUUGCAAAGAUCGUCUGAAAUUCAUUGUCAACACAUGUGAUACCUCCAAUCCCAACGGCUUGCACUACUGGAAAUCAGGAGGCCAGUACCAGCGUGAUCGUAUCAUGUGGUAUAUCUUCCGUGAUACCUUCGACAACCGACCGGCGAAUGACAGACCGACAUCUCAAGAUGACUGGCGGCCGAAGUCGUGA